AUGUUUUCUAAUGCUUCAUCAGUAAUUAAUGUUCGAGACAUUAUAAAGAAGCAAGAAGAAAUUCAAAGUCUCUUUACAAGCAACUGCAAGCCAACGACAGCUCAUUUUAAUAUUGUACAAAGAGUCACUGUAGGUCUCUCCAUUUUGAAUAAAGAACUACUUUUAAAACAAAAGUUAAUGGAAAUGAAGAAAGAAGCUGUUGGGCAACCAAGUUGUAAUUUAUUCAAAAUUUCAGAUUCUGCGACAUGGAACAUUGAAGACAAUGGUCAAGCUGAUACGUCGCGUCAUCAUCCAGAAGAUAAUGAUAUUCCAGAAAUCGCUAAUCAAUUAACAUUAGCGCGUCGAUAUCGGGUUAUCAAUAUAGUUGGUGAGGGCGCUUUUUCAAAGACAGAAUGUAAAAAACUACGCUAUUUAAAUUUGCAUGAUGUUCAUGGAAACUCUCACACUAGCAAACUCCUGAAUACGUUCUUCUUUGACAAACAUUUUUGUUUGGUAUUUGAAUAUUAUCGAGGUGGUGUGCCAAAAAUUUCAUUUACGGUUAAUGAACAACUCCGAUUACAAAUUAUUAGAAAGUUAGCUUGUCAGCUUUUAACCGCUUUAAUUUACAUUAAACAUAUGGCUGUAAUACACGGUGAUUUGAAGUUGGAAAACAUUCUUUUUGUCUCGGAGAAUUCUUAUGAUUUAAAGGUAAUUGACUUUGGUAACGCAAUUGGUUUGGAUGAUGUAAAAUUUUAUAUGGAAAGUUUUGAAAUUCAAAGUCUUAUAUACAGAGCUCCGGAGGUUUUACUAGGUCUUCCUUUUGGUUAUGAAAUCGAUAUGUGGUCGUUUGGAUGUAUCAUAUGUGAAAUUUGGAUUGGUCAUCCUAUUUUUCAAAGUGAUACAAAAAGUAGUAUUAUCAAAGAAAUGGAACAAUUGUUAGGCCCUCUCCCAACCUCAAUAUAUAAACCUGCAAAAAAUUUUGCUUGGUAUUCGACCCGAAUUGAUAAUGGAUUAAAAGAUUGGCCAACAGGGUCGAAUGAAGAUACGUUACAAUCGAUGCGAAUUAGAAAGUUAUCAAAAGCUUUAAAUACUAAUAAUAUGGAUUUUAUUAAAUUUAUUGAUGAAAUUUUCAACUAUGACUCUUCCAAAAGGCUUACUCCAACAGAAGCUUUGUGUCAUAAAUUUUUUGCACCAUUAUUUCCAUUCGCACUAUUUUACGCAAAUCAUGAGAUCAAUACUUUAUUGAAAACUCAAAUACGUUGA
Messenger RNA from Funneliformis caledonium, 1242 nucleotides. The record is from the annotation of a GenBank genome assembly. NCBI's taxonomy places the organism in Eukaryota, Fungi, Glomeromycota, Glomeromycetes, Glomerales, Glomeraceae.